Messenger RNA from Exaiptasia diaphana, 2054 nucleotides. RefSeq lists its product as uncharacterized. Gene Ontology annotation, molecular function: ubiquitin protein ligase activity. Bases 1 to 1872 code for a protein of 623 amino acids. The record is from RefSeq and is a predicted model, not a curated record. Gene Ontology annotation, biological process: protein polyubiquitination; ubiquitin-dependent protein catabolic process. NCBI's taxonomy places the organism in Eukaryota, Metazoa, Cnidaria, Anthozoa, Actiniaria, Aiptasiidae. The transcript is spliced from 3 exons.
AUGGUGGAGUACAAACAUUUUAAAAAGUCAAGGUAUAGCUGUGACUUUUCAGUACUUGUCUCAAAUUCCAGAGAAGAUUGUUGGUUGCAAGAGGAAAGAGAAUUUCAGGCCAAAUUGGAUUGUGAACCAUCAGUCUGUCCAGAUAURUAUGACCCACUGAAUUCUAUAUGGGUUAUAUCCAAGAUAACAAAAGAAACAGAGUCCCUUAUAGCAUAUGGCCCAGAGGAAAUCUGUGGUGUCGCUGCUGGCAGUCUCUGUAUGCCAACAGCGAAAAAGAAUUGUGUUGUACUUGGCUGCCUGCCAGUGAAAAUGCAAAAGUCAGAKGAUUCAUGCUACUUAUAUACAUGGUACCACAAUGGMAGUCUGUUUAAGGAAGGAAAGARRUGUUGCCUCAUCUAUGUUUUCAGCCCAGGUUCAUAUAAAUGCAAGCUAACACUCGGUAGUCGUCAAGAAGUCAGCAGAGAAGUGAUGGUUGUUCAUAAAUUAGUAGACAACAUCUCAAGAGCUGAUCAAUACUGCAAUGAUAGCAGUCUGAGCAAAGUCAUCUCAUCAAGUACAUGUAAUGAUGCAUCAACCACCCCAACAGAAACAGCCACUGCACAUCUAGAGUCAUACAGCAAWUAUGUAGCYAUCCUCACUAGUGAUGAUGAAGACCAAGCUUUUAUAGCUGCCAUUGAAGAAAGCACAAAAGACAACAAUGACAAUGAAGCACUAAUGGACACUAUUAAAGACAGCACAAAGGAGGAAGAAAACACCUCACCCCCAUCCCAGGGCCACACAGAAAUUAUACAGAAAUAUGUAUCAGAAAAUAUCCAAGCUUGGAAUAACACUACUAUUGUCAUAAGUCGCAAAUCAAUUCUGCAAACUACAAUAAGGGCCACGAACAGAAAGUCCUUUUCUUUCUUCAAUCCCUUGACAGUUACUUUUGCUGGCGAGGAAGGUGUUGAUGAAGGUGGGCCAAAACGCGAGUUCCUUCGCCUCCUUAUGUUAGCUUUGGCAGGUUCACCGGUAUUCCAGGGUUCAUGGCUGUCCCAUGACCUUAGUCUGCUAAAUGGAAAGAAGUAUGAAGAGCUUGGGAAGCUAACUGCAUGGAGUGUGUUGCAGGGAGGGAAUGGCCCAAGGUGUUUGUCUGAACAAGGAUAUAAGUUAAUGAGAGGUUUCAAGUACAACAAGACAACAGCCAUCGAGGAGGUUUGUCCUGAUCUCAAGCCAAUACUCAAAACCAUUGAUGCUGCAACAUCAGAGGAAGAUUUUGCCAAAUGCAAAGGGAAGUAUUCUGAUACGAUUGCGCAAUAUGGUUAUUCAAGAAUCUAUACAUCAAAGAUGGUAGACAAGGAAGAAAUUAUUGACUGUUUACUCAGACAGUACUAUGUUUAUGGUGUCCAGUCAGAAUUUCUACAGUUGAUUGAAGGAAUGAAUAGCAUUGGUAAAUUUGGGGACAUYCUGAUGGCAMAUGASUCAGUGUUUAAUGCUGUUCUUGGUAAUAAGAAGGAGAAGCUUACUGCCUCUAAGUUCAAGUGUCUUUACACAGUAGAGAAUGCAGAGAAAGGCUCAAACACAAGAAGCAUGGAAGACAGUACAAUGUACUGUUUUGAGCUAUUUCUGCUAGACCUUGAGGAGGGAUUGGCUGAUGGAGUGGGYCUUGAAGAUUUGCUAGUAUUCAUCACCGGAGCAGAAUCACCUCCAUUGCUAGGCUUUGAUUGUCCCAUAACAAUUCAGUUUUAUAACUCUGUUGGCAAAGAAAAAAGAUACCCAUCCUCAUCUACCUGCUCCCUCACACUCUAUCUGCCAAGAGGUGUGGAGGAGCCUGAUGAUUUCAAGAAGCUGAUGAGAGACUCCAUCCUUGAGUCCCAUGGGUUUGGAAAAGGCUGAAAGACUUGUUUUGCAUAUGUGCAUAAGUACUAGUCUUCAUUUUACAACAUGUAAAGGUGUUUCAGUUUUUUAAAUACACUUGUUGAUGGUUACAUUUCUGCAGUACUGUUUCAGGUUAAACAUAGUGCUGUAUUUAGUAUGUAUUCACUUACUGUUUUUUAAACACUCUUUGUUAUAUUACA